Messenger RNA from Merops nubicus (carmine bee-eater), 265 nucleotides. Its product is annotated as ralA-binding protein 1-like. Gene Ontology annotation, biological process: positive regulation of GTPase activity; small GTPase-mediated signal transduction; endocytosis. The annotation marks the transcript as partial. Gene Ontology annotation, molecular function: GTPase activator activity; small GTPase binding. The transcript has a single exon. Gene Ontology annotation, cellular component: membrane. The record is from RefSeq and is a predicted model, not a curated record. NCBI's taxonomy places the organism in Eukaryota, Metazoa, Chordata, Aves, Coraciiformes, Meropidae.
CGGAGGGUUAUGCCGCCUUCCAGGAGGACAGCUCAGGAGAUGAGGCCGAGAGCCCUUCCAAGCUGAAGCGUUCCAAGGGGAUCCACGUCUUCAAGAAACCCAGCUUCUCCAAGAAAAAGGAGAAGGAUUUCAAAAUCAAAGAGAAACCCAAAGACGAGAAACACAAGGAGGACAAACACAAGGAAGAGAAGCACAAAGAGAAGAAGUCGAAAGACCUGACGGCGGCCGAGGUGGUGAAGCAGUGGAAGGAGAAGAAGAAGAAGAA